AUGUCCAUGUACCAGGCACCAAAGGACAAGGUGGCCAGAAAUAUUAAAGGCUCCAAAAACGUCCAGGAUGGUGGCAUAGCUAUUGACAGGAGUUCAGACUGGAUCCUGGCUUGCCUGCAGAAGAAGCAUCACCGAGCUUUCACCACCACCGAAGACAUGAAUGGAGUCUGCACUCUGCUCACCACCGACCUGCACAGAACAGCCUUCCUCAACCUCACCAAGAUGGUUGAGACCAAAGUAAAAGGCAUUCAAAGUAAACCCAGCAAUGACAAGAUUACUGACAGGAGCAGCUCUAUCAGCACAGACACCACCAGCAGUGCUUGUGGUGAGCUCUUUGGCAGCACACAAAACAACUCUAUGUGCAAAGAAGUGGGAACAGAGAUUGCUGUCAUUCUGGGUGGAUCAGAGAACACCAAGCCAGAGGAUUUCCAGAAUGCCAAGACCUCUGUCCUCAAUCUGAUGAAGUCAAUGUGGCAGAAAUGCUCAAAGAUCAGGUUUGCUGUGGUGCAGUAUGGAGCACAGAUCCAAACUGAACUGAGCCUGCAAGAGAGCUGCAACAGACUAACUGCUUUCUUCAAAGUCCAGAACAUCAAGCAGCAGAGCUCGCAGACUGACAUCGCAGCCACACUGCAGCAUGUGUUGGAUAAAGUCUUUGAAAGGCAUGACUCCAACCAGACUGUUAACAAGGUAGUCAUUGUCAUGGCAUCUGGGCAAGUGCUUCUGGAAAGCAAUAGGUUGAGAAAUGUGAUGAACUCCUUGGAAAUGGCUAUGGUCAAACUCUAUGCUCCUGGGAUUGGAGAGUUCAUAAGCAACCAGUGGGUGCCAGAAGAGCUGCAGAAAAUUAGAGGUGACAGGUUCAUGCUGUCCACACAUAAAGAUUUUGACAGUUUCAUUUCAGAGCUGGAGAGAGAGACUCUGAGAGAUUCAGCUGAACAUACUCGAGCUGAAGCACCAGGGCACAGAAAACCUAGUAACAGUGGUGACAGCAAGCUCCCUUCCUGGAUGGAGGAGGAUGAAGAGGAGGAAGAAAAUGACUUGCCUUCUGGAACUGAGAUUGCUUUUGUCCUGGAUGGAUCAGGGAGCAUUGAGCCCGAAGAUUUCGAAAGAGCAAAAGGAUUCAUCCACAAGAUGAUGAAAACGUUGUAUGAGAAGUGCUUUGAGUGCAAUUUUGCAGUGGUGCAGUAUGGGUUUGAAAUCCGAACUGAGUUCGACCUGCGAGAAAACUGGGAUCCUCGUGCCACCCUCCAGAAAGUACUUGAUAUUGUGCAGGUGUGCAAUGUGACAAAAACAGCAUCUGCCAUGCAGCAUGUCCUGGAUUCUAUCUUCACUGAAAGUCAUGGGUCCCGCAAGGAUGCAGCAAAGGUCAUGAUUGUGCUUACAGAUGGGGAAAUACUCCUAGAUGAAAUGAACUUGACAACUGUGAUAAAUUCACCCAAGAUGGCAGGAAUCAAGCGUUAUGCCAUUGGGGUGGGAGAUGCCUUCAAAAAACCAAAGGCCCUAAAUGAAUUGCGGCUAAUUGCAUCUGGUCCAGAUGACACUAACGUAUUUCAGGUGACCAAUUAUUCAGCAUUAGAUGGGCUGAUUUCAACCCUGCAGCAGAGUAUUAUUGGUAUAGAAGGUACACAGGGUGAUGCUCUGGAAUAUGAACUUGCACAAGUUGGUUUCAAUGUGCAGAUCUUGGAUAAACAAGUCUUAAUCUUAGGUGCAGUGGGGGCCUUUGACUGGUCUGGUGGUAUUCUGCUGUAUGAUCUGGCAACCAAAACUGCUGCUUUCCUGAAUGAAUCUAAAGAAGCAGCCCAACAAGCAAAAUACAGUUACCUAGGGUACAGUGUGGCAGUGGUACACACAGAAUACGGACCCUUGUACGUGGCUGGAGCUCCACGGCACAGCAUGAGAGGGAAAGUGUUGGUGUUUCAGGAUGGCCACUUAAAACAAACCCUGCAAGGAGAACAGGUUGGAUCUUAUUUUGGAUCUGAGCUCUGCCCAGUCGAUGUGAACCGUGAUGGGGUGACAGAUCUUCUCCUUGUUGGAGCUCCAUUUUACCACAUUCGAGGGGAAGAAGGAAGGGUUUACGUCUAUCGCCUGGAGACAGAGACUGGAUCAUUCACCUUCAAAGAACACUUACAUGUGCAGGUGACCUCUCCUUUUGCAAGGUUUGGGUUUACUGUGGCCAGCAUUGGAGACAUCAAUGGUGAUGGUUAUGAGGAUAUUGCAGUUGGAGCUCCCCUUGAAGAUCAGCUUUCAAACACUUCCUCUUUUGGCAGCAUUUACAUCUUUAAUGGUGAUAAAGACAAGAUCAAGAGCUCUUUUUCUCAAAGAGUGAAAGCCUCUGAAGUUUCUUCAGGACUUCGGUACUUUGGACAAUCCAUUGAUGGUGGCUUUGAUUUCACUAAUGAUGGUCUCCAAGAUAUCACAGUAGGAUCACUGGAGAAUGUAAUUGUGCUACGCUCGAGACCAGUUGUCCACUUUCUUGCCAGCAUGAGAUUCAACCCUGACAGAAUCCUGAUUUUCCAAAAUAACAGCAUUGUUACAGCAAAAUUAUGUUUCGAUGCAAUCUCAUCUUUACCAGUGUCUCAACAAGAGUUUUCACAGUUAUACGUUCUCUACACGGUGGACUUAGAUGUGAAAAUGGCAAAGAGGAGAGUGCAGUUUGAAGAUCAGAACACCACCACAAGCGGGAAGCUGUUGGUCAGUGAGCACAUGUGCUCUGAACUGCAGCUUUACCCACUGCCAUGUGACUUUGACUGUUUUUCCAGUGUUUUUCUGAGAGUUAAACAUGAGGUCUAUAACAACAACGGUCACAUGGAGUUUGCUGUCCCUGUUCUGGAUAGAUACCAGCCAUCAGAAAUGCAUUUUCAGUUGCCUUACAAGGAGGACUGCAACAAGACCAUCUGUGCUCCUCAGUUAACUUUGACAACUCAGAUUCAAAAGGAAUUAGUGGUGGGCUACACUAAAGAAGUAAGCAUGAAGGUUUCACUAAUGAACAGUGGAGAUGACUCGUACAUGACAACUAUGGUCUUGAAUUAUCCCAAAACCUUGCAUUUUAAGAAGAUGACAUUUGAGCCAUCCUCUCCUGCUGUUCACUGUGGCCAACCAGUACCGUUAACUUCUGCAGUCUUAUCCUGUAACUGCAGAAUUGGGCACCCAGUAUUCAAGAAGACAGCUGCGAAUUUUUCAGUGAUUUGGCAAGUAGAAGAAAGCAUAUUCCAAAAUAAGUCUGCAAUCACCGUUAGUAUCACCAAACCAGUUUCUUCAAUGUACGUGAAUGUUAGCGAAGGACUACUUGAAAACAAAGAAUUCAGAUUUAAUAUAAAUGGAAAAAAUCACUUUAAUGCUACCAUCAAGUUACAGAUUUGGGUUCCCAUCAGCAUACAAGGUCACAAUAUAAUGACAGUCAAAAAUGCAUCAGGAACACAGGUACUUUUCCUUAUAUUGUUCAUCGUCAAAUACCUCUUCACUAGUCCUUAA
Nestor notabilis (Kea) is the source of this 3468-nucleotide messenger RNA. Its product is annotated as integrin alpha-E-like. Gene Ontology annotation, cellular component: external side of plasma membrane; integrin complex. The record is from RefSeq and is a predicted model, not a curated record. The transcript has 28 exons. Gene Ontology annotation, biological process: cell-matrix adhesion; cell adhesion mediated by integrin; integrin-mediated signaling pathway. Gene Ontology annotation, molecular function: integrin binding. NCBI's taxonomy places the organism in Eukaryota, Metazoa, Chordata, Aves, Psittaciformes, Psittacidae. The coding region runs from base 1 to 3468 and encodes 1155 amino acids.